Molecule: messenger RNA, 3128 nt
Organism: Megalobrama amblycephala (Wuchang bream)
Lineage: Eukaryota; Metazoa; Chordata; Actinopteri; Cypriniformes; Xenocyprididae
Product: gastrula zinc finger protein XlCGF57.1-like
Exons: 3
Coding region: 933-2603 (556 amino acids)
Source: RefSeq, a predicted model, not a curated record
GUUAAUAAUAAAAUUUAGAGUAUUGUAUAAUCCAGAGUAUUGUAUCUAAUAGAUGAAGAUCAAAAAGAGCAAUAAUUAAGACAUUUGCGGAAAAGAGACAAGAAGUAGAAGCCAAGGAGAGCAAAGAAGGGAAAAAGCUGAAUUAUCAAUGACUUGGUCAGCUUUAUACCAUGAGCAUAUAGGGAAAUUUACAUCCCACUCAAAUUGAUGUUUUUGUUCUAAAAGAAAAGGUUAAUUUCACCCAUUACGUCAUCUACUGGUCCAGUGUCAAAAAAUAGAGAUAAAAGUUGUUUUGACCCACUUUGGGAAUUUUGCAAAUCUUACCCUUUUAAAUGUCAUCAGGAAAAAUAACAGACAUAUUUUGAUCAGAUUUCAAAUUCAAAUGGUUAAUUCUGCAGGCGUCCAAUGUCUAACCACAAACGUGUCAGUGUGACCUGUCACAUUGGAACACUUGAAAAACAAUUGAACAUAGCAAUCAUACUCUUAAAUAUAAAAUAACCAUAAGGGUACAAUCACCAAUGAAUACUUGAAAAUAUGAUAAGAAUUAAUCUACAAAGUAUGAGUACAUAAAUAUAUGAAAGCAAAAGUAAAACUUAAUAAAUCAUAAGCCAUAAAUGAUUAAAAAUAAAUAUUAAUAAAAGUGCAUGAAUAUGAAUAUUGACCAUUUCGGAUCCAUCAAUAUAUAUGUGUGUGUUUCAGUUAGGACACAUGAAUGAACUCUUAAUGAACUCAUACAAUCUUUUUACCAUAUUUGUUUGUAUCAUAUUUGUCACUGUUAAUUGUAAUACAAAGAUUAACUGAUAAAACAGUCUAUGCUCUUCUGUGAUUGUAGACAAUGCAGCGUCUGAACAGGACUUUUAUUUUGGAGUGAUGACAUGACGUCAAAAGACUGCGCCGCGAUCCUGCAUCUGCUGUGAUUCUGCUGAAGAAAGAUGGCGUUUAAAAAACAGGAGGAGAGUGAAGAUAUAAAGAUGGUGUUUAUUAAAGAGGAGACAGAAGAUAUGAAGAUUGAGUUUAAUAAAGAGGAGUUUGAAGAAAUAAAGAUUGAAGAAACAUUCAGUGUGAAAUAUGAAGAAACUGAGGAACAAACAGACCUAAUGGCACUGAGAGAGGCGAGUCAUGAACUUAAUGAAAGGGAUGAAGAGAAAAUUAUAAAUUAUAAUUAUAAUUUAAUGACUGAAGAAAAAUCAACAAAGUUUUCCUUACAAAAAGGAGCUCAAAAGACUGGAACUAAAAGUUAUUUCACAUGCCAACAGUGUGGAAAGACUUUUGAUCAACAUAGAAACUUUCAAGUCCACUUGAGAGUUCACACUAGAGAGAGUCCCUUCACUUGCCAACAGUGUGGAAAGAGUUUCACACAUAAAAAUCACCUUAAAGUUCACAUGAGAAUUCAUACUGGAGAAAAGCCUCACACCUGCAAACAGUGUGGAAAGAGUUUCAGUCAAAAAGGAAGCCUUGAAAUCCACAUGAGAAUUCACACUGGAGAAAAGCCUUUCACCUGCCAACAGUGUGGAAAGAGUUUCAUUAGAAAUGAAAACCUUAAAGUCCACAUGAGAAUUCACACUGGAGAAAAGCCUUUCACCUGCCAACAGUGUGGAAAUGGUUUCCGUGAAAAAGGAAACCUUACAGCCCACAUGAGAACUCACACUGGAGAAAAACCUUUCACCUGCCAACAGUGUGGAAAGAGUUUCAUUAGAAAUGAAAACCUUAAAGUCCACAUGAGAAUUCACACUGGAGAAAAGCCUUUCACCUGCCAACAGUGUGGAAAGAGUUUCAUUAGAAAUGAAAACCUUAAAGUCCACAUGAGAAUUCACACUGGAGAAAAACCUUUCACCUGCCAACAGUGUGGAAAUGUUUUCCGUGAAAAAGGAAACCUUACAGCCCACAUGAGAACUCACACUGGAGAAAAGCCUUACACCUGUACUCUGUGUGGGAAUGGCUUCACAGAGGAACGAAUCCUCAGGCAACACAUGAGAAUUCACACUGGAGAGAGCCCAUUCACCUGCCAACAAUGUGGAAAGAGUUUCAUCAGAAAUGAAAACCUUAAAGUCCACAUGAGAAUUCACACUGGAGAAAAGCCUUUCACCUGCCAACUGUGUGGAAAGAGUUUUAAUGAGACAAGAAACCUUAAAAUCCACAUGAGAAUUCACACUGGAGAAAAGCCUUACACCUGCCAACUGUGUGGAAAGAGAUUUAAUGAGACAGGAAACCUUAAAAUCCACUUGAGAAUUCACACUGGAGAGAAACCUUUCACCUGCCAGCAAUGUGGAAAGAGUUUCAGUCAAAAAGGACACCUUAUAGACCACAUGAGAUUUCACACUGGAGAGAGCCCAUUCACCUGCCAACAAUGUGGAAAGAGUUUCAUUAGAAAUGAAAACCUUAAAGUCCACAUGAGAACUCACACUAGAGAAAAACCUCAUACUUGUCAAGAGUGUGGAAAGAGUUUCAGUCAAAAAGGAAACCUUAUAGCCCACAUGAGAAUUCACACUGGAGAAAAGCCUUAUACCUGCCAACAGUGUGGAAAGAGUUUCAGUCAAAAAAGAAACCUUAUAGUCCACAUGAGAACUCACACUGGAGAAAAGCCUUUAGCUUUGAUUCAUUAAUUUCUAAAAUCAAAAUAAAAUUGAACAGCUCAAUAUUGUAAUAAAUCAAGGUCAACAUAACGGCCUCUUAAAUGUUAAAAGUGUGAAACGCUCACAGUUCAAACAGCUUACGCUACAUCCUAUGCCUUCUCUACAAGUUGUUUGUACAUGACGUCAGUGCUGCACACGAAAUGCGGCAGGUGGGCAAGGAGUGAUUUUACUAUAUAGGAAUCAAAAUUCCUAUUUUUUGCAUUGUUAUAGUUGCUCAAAUCUAUCAAACCGAGAAACCACAAUGAGCUUUUACUGUUUAUGUAACUUGUAUGUUUUUUUUUUUUUUAACUUUUAAAAAUAUAAUUUUGUGUCUGCUGAUACUGAAAUGAAUAUGGAACCUGCUUACUUCAUUUUUUACUUGGUUAAAUAUUAACAUUCUUCAUGGUAUCGUUUGCAGGGAAGAGAAGAUAUUUUAUCCCAUUGAAUGAUUAUUUAGUGUUUUCACUUCAGUUUUGUUGAAUUCGAUUUACAAUGUUGAUCUGGUUACCAUGAGAA